AUUAAACUAGUCAAAAAGGGAGCACCCUUUUCGUUGUGAAUCACAAACAGUACACAAAGUCUACAUUUAAUUUUUAGUUGUCACUUUUGUUUGGUUGCAAGGCAACGCACAUUUUAAAUUUUUUAGAAAUUCUUUCGACUGUAGCUUUUUGUUUUAGUUUCGGCGCCAAAACUAUAUAAUUGAAGAACGGACCAUGUCGUCUCAGUUUAGAGAGAAAUGUGGUGUUUCGAGCAAAGAUGAACUGGCCAACAUGGAUCCGACUGAAAGCGACUUUGCCCUGGAACUCAAGCCAGCUCCCAAGCAGAUCUGCAUUCCGGAGCACCAGCGCCAGCGAGUCUCCUGUUCGCAGACCAGCGUUUACCAGCGAAACACCGCGUUCGAGUUGCCGGACAAGUCCUGGUCGGUCCUUUACUUCGGUGCCGGCAAGGACAGGACCUUAAAGUAGUGGCAGUGGAGCCACAGAAUGUGAGAUGACCCCAGUGCUUUCCGGAUCAAAAGCAAUUUAAAUCGAAUGUCUGCAACUGCCUGGCCCGGCCCACUGAUUGACUCCUUCGCCACCGUUGCCAUCCAGCAGUCAUCCAUCAGAUGUCGCGAAAUGUUAUAUAAAAUUUAAAUUCACCCUCGUGCCAGUGCA
Drosophila ficusphila is the source of this 634-nucleotide messenger RNA. RefSeq lists its product as uncharacterized. The transcript has 2 exons. The record is from RefSeq and is a predicted model, not a curated record. Lineage: Eukaryota; Metazoa; Arthropoda; Insecta; Diptera; Drosophilidae. The coding region runs from base 194 to 445 and encodes 83 amino acids.